Messenger RNA from Meira miltonrushii, 297 nucleotides. Its product is annotated as like-Sm ribonucleo protein. Lineage: Eukaryota; Fungi; Basidiomycota; Exobasidiomycetes; Exobasidiales; Brachybasidiaceae. Bases 1 to 297 code for a protein of 98 amino acids. Gene Ontology annotation, molecular function: RNA binding. Gene Ontology annotation, cellular component: U4/U6 x U5 tri-snRNP complex; U6 snRNP; Lsm1-7-Pat1 complex. Gene Ontology annotation, biological process: mRNA splicing, via spliceosome. The record is from RefSeq and is a predicted model, not a curated record. The transcript has 4 exons.
AUGUCGCAAGUAACCGGACAGCCAACAGCCGCAGGUCAUGCGGCCGCAUCGCAAAUCUUACCGCUAGAAUUGAUCGAUAAAUGUAUUGGAUCGAAUAUUUGGGUGGUGAUGAAGAGUAAUCGGGAAUUCACAGGAACACUAUUAGGUUUUGAUGAUUUCGUCAAUAUGGUACUAGAGGAUGUUACAGAAUACGAGACAACUGCUGAAGGACGCAAAAAGACAAAGCUAUCACAGACACUUUUAAAUGGGAAUAACAUUUGCAUGCUCAUCCCAGGUGGAGAAGGACCAGAAGCAUGA